Juglans microcarpa x Juglans regia is the source of this 717-nucleotide messenger RNA. RefSeq lists its product as uncharacterized. The coding region runs from base 1 to 717 and encodes 238 amino acids. Gene Ontology annotation, biological process: DNA integration. Gene Ontology annotation, molecular function: nucleic acid binding. Lineage: Eukaryota; Viridiplantae; Streptophyta; Magnoliopsida; Fagales; Juglandaceae. The transcript has 4 exons. The record is from RefSeq and is a predicted model, not a curated record.
AUGAAGGAAGUAGUGAGAGUUGAAAUUUUGAAGCUCGUCAAUGUUGGAAUUAUUUAUGCUAUUUCAGACAGCUCAUGGGCCUUUAAUGCAAUUGAGAAAUUGGUUUUAGCACCAGUUAUGAUUGUACCCGAUUGGAGUCAACCUUUUGAAGUCAUGUGUCAUGCAUGUGACUUUGAAAUUGGAGCAGUGAUAGUGUUCAUUGAUCAUGCAACACUUCAUUAUUUGUUUGGUAAGAAGGAUGCUGACCGUACGCUGAUUCGUUGGAUCCUACUUCUUCAAAAGUUUGAUUUGGAGGUUCAAGAUAAGAAAGGAAGUAAAAAUUCAGUUGCUGAUCACUUCUCUCGGUUGGAGCAAGAGGAAGUAAGACUAGAUUCAGUGAUCCAAGAAGCAUUCCCUGAUGAACAGUUGUUUGCAUGUGAGAUCAAGCUUCCUUGGUAUGCUGAUAUUGUAAACUACCUAGCUUGUAAAGUAUUGCCACCAGAUCUUACUUAUCACCAACCAGUUGAUUAUGUGCUAAAAUGGGUGGAAGCAAUUGCUGCAACAACAAACAAUGUAAAGGUAGUGCUCAAAUUUCUACAUAAGAAUAUAUUCACAAGAUUUGGCACUCCUCGAGCUAUUAUUAGUGACGAAGGGACCCACUUUUGCAACAAGUUGUUUGACAACCUUCUUUCUAAGUAUGGUGUGAAGCACAAGAUAGCACUUGCGUACCAUCCUUAA